This is a messenger RNA of Octodon degus (degu), 1209 nucleotides long. RefSeq names its product G protein-coupled receptor class C group 5 member D (gene Gprc5d). The record is from RefSeq and is a predicted model, not a curated record. Gene Ontology annotation, biological process: G protein-coupled receptor signaling pathway. Gene Ontology annotation, cellular component: signaling receptor complex; intracellular membrane-bounded organelle; plasma membrane. NCBI's taxonomy places the organism in Eukaryota, Metazoa, Chordata, Mammalia, Rodentia, Octodontidae. Gene Ontology annotation, molecular function: protein kinase activator activity; G protein-coupled receptor activity. The transcript is spliced from 3 exons. Bases 1 to 1038 code for a protein of 345 amino acids.
AUGUAUGAGGAUUGCGUGGAAUCCACUAAAGACUAUUAUCUCUUCUGUGACAAUGAGGGGACAUGGGGCAUUGUCCUAGAGGCCUUGGCAGGAAUUGGCAUAGUGGUGACAAUUCUGCUGCUCUUAUCAUUCCUCUACCUGAUGCAAAAAGUGCAAGACUGCAGUCAGUGGAACGUCCUCCCCACCCAGUUUGUCUUCCUGCUGGGUGUGCUGGGGCUCUUUGGACUUGCUUUUGCCUUCAUCAUGCCAUUCAAUGAACAAACUGCCCCUGUGCGCUACUUUCUCUUUGGGGUUCUCUUUGCUCUCUGCUUCUCGUGUCUCCUGGCUCAUGCUUCCAACCUGGUGAAGUUGGUCCGAGGUGGAGUCUCCUUCUCUUGGACAACAAUCCUGUGCAUUGCUGUUGGUGUCAGUCUGCUCCAGACAAUUAUUGCCAUUGAGUAUGUGACCCUCAUGAUGACCCGAGGCAUGAUGUUUGUGCACCUGACACCCUAUCAGCUCAAUGUAGACUUUGUUAUGCUUUUGGUCUAUGUCCUUCUCCUGAUGGCCCUCACAUUCUUCAUCUCCAAAGCCACGUUCUGUGGCCCAUGUGAGAACUGGAAGCAGCACGGAAGGCUCAUCUUUGUCACUGUGCUCAUCUCCAUCAUCAUCUGGGUGGUGUGGAUCUCCAUGCUCAUGAGAGGCAACCCUCAGCUCCAGCGGCAGCCCCAGUGGGACGACGCGGUCGUCUGUAUUGGCCUGGUCACCAAUGCAUGGGUUUUCCUGCUGCUGUACAUCAUUCCUGAGUUCUGCAUUCUCUACAGAUCGUGCAGGCGGGAUUGUCCUGCACAAGGCAACACCUGUGGUGUGGCCCCAGUCUACCAGCGCACCUUCCGUUCGGAGAACCAGGAGCUCUCCAGAGCCCGAGACAGUGAUGGAGCUGAGGAGGAUGUAGCAUUAACUUCCUAUGGUUCUCCCAUUCAGCUGCAGACUGUUGAUACUACACAAGAGUAUCUCAUCCCCCGGGCAACGCUAAGCCCCCAGCAAGAUGCAGAGUUGUAACAUCUACCAGAAACGUGAACAGUGGAAGUCCAGGAGUGCAGCCUGACCCAGGUGACCGGGAUAGGCCACUGGAGGGCUUGCAGGUCACGCUCCCCUCAGUGUGUCUGCUGAUGCCACCUCCUCCGCCUCCUAGCCCUUCCCCCCAUUUUGGACCCUUCAUCGAACAACAGC